AUGAUGCGAUCACUAGUAUUGACGAUUUUUUGCGGUAUUAUUGUUGUUAAUAGUGCUAUUAUUGAUACGUCAAAGGACAAGAAUGAAUUUCUCUCAAAUAGUGUUGAAGAUGCAAUAAACAUUGAUGUCACAAGUGUUUUCAAUGAAGUCAUUGGUAACAACUCAGUCAAUUAUAGCAUAGAAACGCAUUCAAUUGAAACUGACGAUGGUUAUAUUGUGACUAUGCAUCGAAUCAUAAAUAAAGUUUCGAUCACGAAAAAAAAGGGCAUACCGGUGCUUUUACAACAUAGUUAUUUGUCCUCAUCGAUGGAUUGGCUCAUUUCAGGCCCCAAACGAGCUUUAGGAUUUCUUCUCGCUGAUGCUGGCUACGACGUGUGGCUUGGAAACUUUAGAGGAAAUAAAUAUUCACCUGGACAUAUAUACUAUAACCACUCCAAUAGUGAAUAUUGGAAUUUUAGCUUUCAUGAGAUGGGAAUGUUCGAUAUCCCAUCGAUGAUCGACUAUAUUCUGUUUAAAUCAUCUUACAAUAAGCUGUAUUAUAUUGGCCAUGGUCAAGCAGUCUCUGCGUUUUUAGUAAUGGCUAGCAUGAAACCAGCUUAUAAUAAUAAAGUUGCAAGAAUGUUUGCGUUGGCCCCUAUAGCAUUCUGUGACGAUAUGUUUAGUCCUGUGUUCCGAGGAAUAGCUUCGUUAGAAAAAAGAGAUAAAAAUUCUUUGUACGAAGCUAUUGGCAGAGACGAAUUCCACUUUUCAAACGAAUUGCUGUAUUAUUUUGCGAACUAUAUUUGUAAUUCUACCGAGAGUUAUCAGAAUGGCCCGUUAUGCUUUAAUAUCAUGUCACUCUUAAACGGGUUUAAAGAGGAAAACAUCGAUCAGGAAACCCUUAAUUUAAUUUUACGCUACACCUCUUUGGGCGGAGCGAGUGCCAAACAAAUAGAACAUCAGGCUCAGCUGUAUAAUUCAGGGAUUUUCCAACAAUUCAACAAUGGCCCACAUUACAAUCUUACUAAAGUUACGGUUCCCGUUACUAUUUUCUUCAGUGACAACGACUGGAUUUCUUCAAUUGAUGUAUGCAAUUGGAAUGUUUAA
This is a messenger RNA of Trichogramma pretiosum, 1086 nucleotides long. Its product is annotated as lipase 3-like. Bases 1 to 1086 code for a protein of 361 amino acids. The transcript is spliced from 6 exons. Gene Ontology annotation, molecular function: hydrolase activity, acting on ester bonds. Gene Ontology annotation, biological process: lipid metabolic process. The record is from RefSeq and is a predicted model, not a curated record. NCBI's taxonomy places the organism in Eukaryota, Metazoa, Arthropoda, Insecta, Hymenoptera, Trichogrammatidae.